AGCUCGGGCGGGGACGGGCCGUGGUCGGUGGCGGCUGCCCCUGCCUCUUCUUCUUCUUCUUCUGGGAAUGGGAGAUCAAACGGGGCAGGGACAUUUUAAUAUUCUUAGGGGGCGUUUUCGUUUCAUAAUAAAGUAUUGAAAUAUGGCUGGACUGAUUAUUAAACAACUAGUGAAUAGGGAUUAAAUGUUAAAGACCGGUCAAUAAAUGUACCGGUGAUUAAUUACCCCUUUGCAAUAUUGCUGAGUUGCUUUAAAGCAUACCACACAUACCACCCUAGCCGUCCCUCAUGCCCCUCUCCCACAAUCACAUCCUCUCUCCUCUCUCUCUCAGAUCAUGGAGGAGGAUGGUUCUCUUCGCAUUGUUUUCUUCCCUUGGCUAGCCUUUGGCCACAUGCUACCAUUCCUCGAGCUCUCCAAAUCCUUAGCGAAGAGGGGGCAUCGCAUCUCCUUCCUCUCCACCCGAAGAAACCUCAAGAGGCUCCCAAAAAUCCCACACGACCUAGCCCCAUUCAUCCACUUCGUCUAUUUGCCGCUGCCAAAGGUUGAAGGCUUGCGGGCGGCCGCCGAGUCCACCACCGACGUCCUGCCCGACGAGGUCCAGUUCCUCAAAAAGGCUUUCGACGGCCUUGACAUCCCCUUCUCCGAGUUCCUCGAGGAGGCUUCUCCAAAGCCCGACUGGAUAAUCCACGAUUUCGGCCAUCACUGGUUGCCACCAAUCGCGUCCAAGUUCAAUAUACCAUGCGCCUUCUUAUGCAUCGUGCCUGCUUCCUUCAUCGCCUUCAUUGGGCCGCCGUCGGAGAUGAAGGACAGCUCGCGGCGGACUGCCGAGCAAUUCACGAAGCCACCGCAGUGGAUCUCCUUCCCUUCCUCCGUGGCUUAUCGCCUCCAUGAGGCCAGGCUAAUAGUUGAGUCUUUUAAAGCCAAUGCAUCAGGAAUAGCCGAUAUCCGUCGCUUCUGUCUGACUGUAGAGGGAUGCAACUUCAUCGCCUUCCGGAGUUGCUUCGAGUUCGAAUCCGACUGGCUACGCCUCCUCGAGGAGCUCUACGAGAAGCCCGUGAUUCCAGUUGGCCUACUUCCACCACAGGUUCAAGAAGGGAGUGACGACGUUCAUGGCAACGCGAGAAUUUUCGAAUGGCUCGACAAGCAAGCACCAAACACUGUGGCAUACGCUGCAUUAGGGAGUGAGGCAAUGCUAAGCGUCGAGCUGCUGCACGAGCUAGCCUUGGGACUCGAGCUAUCUAAGGUGCCUUUCCUGUGGGCCCUUAGAAAGCCGGCAAGCAUGGCCGGUGACGACGCUGAUAUCUUGCCCGAGGGGUUCUUGGAGCGCACCGGGGGUCAAGGAAUCGUCGCCAUGGGUUGGAUUCCUCAAAUCAAGGUCUUGGCCCAUGCAUCCGUCGGAGGAUUCUUGACGCAUUCUGGCUGGGGUUCGAUUAUAGAAGGGCUUCGAUUUGGGCAUGGCCUCGUGUUGUUGCCUAUAUCUGUAGAUCAAGGCCUCAAUGCUCGAAUUAUGGAGGAGAAGAAGAUCGGGUUGGAGAUCCAGAGGAAUGAAGAGGAUGGGUCUUUCAAUAGAGAAUCAGUGGCCAAGGCCAUAAGAUUGGUGAUGGUGGAGGAAGAGGGCGAACUGUUUAGAUGCAAAGCCAUGGAGCUACAGCGGCUUUUUGCUGACAGGGACUCGCAGGAACGCUACGUGGAAGAUUUCAUACUGCAUUUGAGGUAUCACAGAGGGUAAGGCAAUCAGCGCGUCCAGUGCACGGAAUAACUGAAAGUAUUGGCAAGUUUGCUUACGUCGGCAGGCUGAAUAUGAUGUUGACGACAUGAUAGCUUUUAAAUCAGCGCAUUGUACUUUGUAGUCGAGUUUUACUAAUAUAAAUAAACUUAUAUUUAAACCGGU
Molecule: messenger RNA, 1891 nt
Organism: Phoenix dactylifera (date palm)
Lineage: Eukaryota; Viridiplantae; Streptophyta; Magnoliopsida; Arecales; Arecaceae
Source: RefSeq, a predicted model, not a curated record